AUGCCAUUGCUGGCGGCGACGCAGGAGAUCCUGGCGCUGAUCCGCCUGGCGGACCUGAUCCUGGUGGAGGCCCGCCUAGCGGACCUGAUCCUGGUGGAGGCCCAUCUGGCGGAGGUGAUCCUGGAGGCGGAGGCCCACCUGGUGGAGCUGCUCCUGGUGGAGACGGAGUUGCUCCGCCGGGCGGAGGAGAUCUUGGUGGAGGUGCUGAUCCUGGUGCAGGUGGUCAACCCGGCGGAGGGGCUGGAGGUGAUCCACCUGGCGGAGCUGAUCCUGCUGGCGGAGGCCUCCAUGGCGGGGGCGAUGCGGGCGGUGGAGGUGGCCCUCUUGUGGACCUCGGACCUGCUGGGUUGCCCGAAGGACCAGCGGGUGAGGCUGCGCCUGCACACCCCGUUGCAGCGGGGGGGCCUGGCGGCGCUGGCGGAGGCGGCGCACUCGACGCCGUGUUGA
Molecule: messenger RNA, 447 nt
Organism: Prorocentrum cordatum
Lineage: Eukaryota; Dinophyceae; Prorocentrales; Prorocentraceae
Source: the annotation of a GenBank genome assembly